UGAAUUGAUAUACAUAGGGUAUUAUUCAAUUAUAAUUGUAACAGCUGUGUACAAUGGCGUCGCUGAAUCCCGUCGUUUUCCUCGCCGUUGUCGUUAUUUGCUUCAUCGGUCCCGUGGUCGGCGACGAGAACACCACGUGUUCCGUGGCGAUGUUUGGGGGCGACCACGGAGCCUACCUGGCCUGUAUCGCCCAGUUUGCCCACCAGUGUAACUGGUUCCCCUCUCCGCUAGCCGGACUAUACAGUUAUCAGGUAUGGAAUGGAUAUGAUGGGUUUUGGCAAAAUGGAGCUGUUCUUGAGACCAUGGCAAACUUCAUAGAAUUUGCAAAGCACCAGAGAUAUAUGAGUGUAGUGAAAGGGUCACACAGAGAUCUAUACUCGCUGAUGGAGGCCUACGGUCCCUACCCUUCCUUUGAUGACAUGGGAUGGUACGGUCUUAGCUACGCGAGGAUAUACGAGCUGUUCGGCUUCCAAGAUUUUCUACAGACAGCCCAAGACAUCUUCGACUGGUGCUGGAAGACGGGUUGGGAUUCAUCUAAUAAAUGUGAAGGCGGGAUGUGGUUUGAUAACAAUGUCAAUGCCAAAGUGGCAAUCACCAACGUGCAAAUGUUCCAUGUAGCUGCAAAACUUUACCGUUUGACAAACAACACUGAGUACCGAAACAAAUCCGAAAUGAUAGAAAAUUUCCUUUUUGCAAACAACUUCAUAAACAGUUCUACCUAUCUAAUGAGUGAUGGAAUAGAUCUAGACACAUGCAAGCCCGCAAAUACUGUUGGUUUUACAUAUGAGACUGGAGUGUUAAUAGGUGCGCUCUCUGAAAUGUAUCGAUUAACGAAGAACGAGUCCUAUCUCGGUCUCGCUGAGAACUUAGCCUCUGCCGUCAUUGACUACAACAGCAAUACGACUGGGGUCUUUACGGAGAAGAACUGCGACCCGGAUUGCGAUGACGAUGCGAAGAUGUUCAAAGGAAUAUUCGUCAGAAACCUGCGAUAUUUCAUGGAUACUGUGAAUAACGCAACCUUACGUAAGAAAUACCAGAAUUGGAUGGAAUUCCAAAUUCAGGCAAAUCUUAAACAAAAUAUGUGCAACGAGGUUCCAAUUUCAAAAUGUUACAUUGUGUUCAAAGAUGGUCCUCCGUCUUUUAAGGUGACGGGACCCGUGUUUUCGUCGAACUGGAACGGUCCGUUUGACUAUGGUGCGCCGAUGCAGCAGACGUCAGUUUUAGAUCUGUUUGUUGCUAGUAUUUUACCUGGCACCAAAUGUUCAGGGGUUUUCUGUAACUAUGACCCACGUAUUCCACCGCCGAAACCGAUGACUUGUUCCUCGCGACCGUGUCCCCCGGGGGAGGACUGCUGUGCAUACAAACACAAAGCUUCAUACACGUGCUGUGAUAAAUCGCAAAAGUGCAACAAGCAAGGAAUCUGCGUUUAAAUCAUUUCGAUGUAAUAUUUGUUGCACACUUAAUUUGAAGUUUAAAUAAAGACGUCUUUAUCAUAAGUCGGCAGGAAGAAAAUUGACUUUAAAGAUAUGACUUAAUUAAAUACUCGUGUGAAAGUAAUUGAUGUAAUUUUUGAUGUUUUAAUUUGAUACGAAAUGCACGCAAAGUAUUUGAAAGUUAAUUUUUUUAAAAAAAUAUUUUGAUAAUUGACUUUUGAAAGAAUAAUUUUAUUUACUCUUGGGCUAGUAAUUGAUAUUUGAAUUUUUAAAUUAAAAACGCGGGCAACAAUAUUUGACAGUUGGUAAUGUUGAUAAUAAAAUGCAUUUAAAUGAAUAUUGUGUAUACAUGCCUAUCAUCGUUAAUGGAUAUGAAAUAUGGACAAAGUAACCAGUCGACCAUCUUCACAAAUAUAUCUUUAGGGUGGUCAAGUACAUCCAUAUAAAACUUUUAGGAGGUACAUAGUAAAUUAAUUGAGUAAUAUUGGUUCAGUACGGUACGGUAGAUACAUCAAGUAUUCAAAACGUUGAAGGCUUUAACAUGUAAAGAUAUUUUCAACUGAUCCAAAACAAUUCUGAAUUAAAUAG
Molecule: messenger RNA, 2021 nt
Organism: Magallana angulata
Lineage: Eukaryota; Metazoa; Mollusca; Bivalvia; Ostreida; Ostreidae
Exons: 2
Coding region: 54-1430 (458 amino acids)
Biological process (GO): carbohydrate metabolic process
Source: RefSeq, a predicted model, not a curated record